AUGGAGUUCUGUUCCAAGCUCAAGGACCUGAAUAUUACACCGGAUGAAAUAGGCCGCUUUACCAAGGCUUUUCAAAAUGAGGAAUUCAGAAAGAUGCUGCACGAAUACGCAGAGGAAAUAUCAAAGCCAGAGAACAAGAAAAAAUAUGAGGAAGAAAUCAAGUUGUUAGAACAAGAGAGGGGCGUGGACAUUCAAUUUGUCCACCCCGAACCUUACCGAGCCCUGAAGACGAGUAUGGACGGUAGGCAGAAGUGCUUCAUCAAUGUCUGCAGCAAUGACAUGAUUCGUAAACCUGAGUUUAGGAGGGUAGACGAGGCUGGCAGAGUAGGGCAGCAUUGGUCACUACCCCACAGCUUGACACCUGGAACGCCAGACAGGGAUACAAAGGGGAAUAAGUACACAAUCUAUGAUGUUGUGUUUCAUCCAGACACUAUUCACAUGGCUGGAAACAACCCGAGAUUUAUGGAAAUGGUCGACAAAACUGCUGUUGAGGCUGUCGAGAAUGGGGGCAGAGUGAAGCUAGACAAAAACAAUGUAAGAGUUUUGAAAAUCAAAUACAAAGGGACACCACACGCUGCCGUCAUGCGCAAGCCCUUCCCUGGUCAACCUGCCAAGGAAAAACCUUCACCACUUGACGAUCAUCUCUCGUUCCCCUACCCCGACGAAAAACAACCAGACACGGCAACAAAUCAAAAGGAGAGCCGUAAACCGAAGGCCAAGAUUCAGUCCCACACCCAGAUCAGCCAGAGACAACAAAACGCCAAUUCACCCAAGGAGCCAACGAAACCACAUUACACUCUAAAAUACAGAUCAUUCAUUGAUUUGCAAGACUUCAGGUGUUCCAGAGAUUCAGGUCAGAGCCCACGCCCUAAAGAGAUUGUCAUCACUAUUGAUUUGCCUUUGCUUAGAUCUGUUGCGGAUGCUGAUCUAGACGUGACUGAAAGACUUGUUAGUUUGGAAUCCAAGAAACCAGCUUACAGACUAGAGGUGCCGAUGGCAUAUCCAGUGGAUGAAAACAAGGGAGAGGCAAAGUUCAACAAGCAAAAGAAACAACUGGUUGUUACUUUACCUGUUCUACCUCUGAAGGAGCCAACAGUCGCUGAAGUGUCUGGCCGGCAGCUUGUCAAUGAUGAUGGUGAAGAGGAUUUUGAGAAUAGUUAUGCAGCGCAGUCGGAAGACGCAACACGUGGCAAAGAAGAUACCCCCGACCACAGCGGACGUGGCAAAGAAGAUACCCCCGACCACAGCGGACGUGGCAAAGAAGAUACCCCCGACCACAGCGGACGUGGCAAAGAAGAUACCCCCGACCACAGCGGACGUGGCAAAGAAGAUACCCCCGACCACAGCGGACGUGGCAAAGAAGAUACCCCCGACCACAGCGGACGUGGCAAAGAAGAUACCCCCGACCACAGCGGACGUGGCAAAGAAGAUACCCCCGACCACAGCGGACGUGGCAAAGAAGAUACCCCCGACCACAGCGGACGUGGCAAAGAAGAUACUCCCAACCACAGCGGUUGCAUUGAAGGGGACAGCUCAGAAGACGUUCACUGUGAAAAUGCUACAUCACUCCGGUCUGAAAAUCAACUCAUCUCAGUCCUGGAUGACAAGAUAGAGUUUUCUGAACAGUCUGGUGACAUUGAGGACAAGCAACACAAACUGAGAAGUGGUGAAUCACACCGAGCUAAAGCUUCAGAGCCCACUGAGUUUGAUGGCAAGACUGGGUGCACUGACCAGAAUGAGGGACAGUCAGAUGACAAUAAUUUACAUGAGGUGGAAACAGACCCCUCAUCCCUGAGCGAGAGAAUAGAUGACCCAUCUAAUACUGCAGCAAUGGUCAUCCCAUCCAAUCUUGACAACAAUAACCAGGCCAAAGACUGCUCAUCCCCCAAGAUAGAAGAGAUCGUUGAAAGUCAAGCUCCAACUAAGGAUAAACAGAAGACUGUGCGAUUCAGUGAGCAUGUGGAGGUGGCUCAGUCUCAGGAGGAAGAUGACCUGCCUGUUGAGCAGACCUUUCAGGACUGUGAUAUGAGACCACAGCAAGCUCUGCUGACAGAAAUUAACCAGGAUGGACAAGAGGUGGUCAUUAGUGAUCAUACUACAUCUGCUGGUUUCGUUUUUCAAAACUCCUAUAUCUAUGACCUGGACUGA
Molecule: messenger RNA, 2148 nt
Organism: Salvelinus namaycush (lake trout)
Lineage: Eukaryota; Metazoa; Chordata; Actinopteri; Salmoniformes; Salmonidae
Product: protein kintoun-like
Exons: 2
Coding region: 1-2148 (715 amino acids)
Biological process (GO): axonemal dynein complex assembly
Cellular component (GO): cytoplasm
Source: RefSeq, a predicted model, not a curated record